Molecule: messenger RNA, 3014 nt
Organism: Equus caballus (horse)
Lineage: Eukaryota; Metazoa; Chordata; Mammalia; Perissodactyla; Equidae
Product: nuclear RNA export factor 3
Biological process (GO): poly(A)+ mRNA export from nucleus
Cellular component (GO): nucleus; cytoplasm
Molecular function (GO): protein binding; RNA binding
Source: RefSeq, a predicted model, not a curated record
GCUCCGACCACUAAGGUGCAUCUGUUUACAUUCCCUAUAUGUUUUUAAAAUGAAAAAUAUAAUUCUUCUACUUUUAUUACAGUGACCCGCCAAACCCUUGUUCUUUUCUUUAUAUUUUCCAGGUCUGUGUUUUUCCUUUGUUUUGGUAUUAUCUCUCUCUGGGAUGGGCUGGAGGUAAUUCCAGCAAAGUGACUAUUUUCAGAACAUUCUGUUACUUUGCCCUAACUUAAGAAAAUGCCAUAUAUUGCAGCAAGAAAUUAGUAAAGCUAGGCAUGGAGAGGUCAUCGCCACUCCAUGGAGGUCUAUUUCAGUCUCUGUUUUUCCAGGUAGCAUCUGAAUGACUCCAGACAAGCUGCAGCACCUCAUUAAACCUCAGCAACCUUGGAAAGCUGGUGAUUCUGACUUCAGAGUUCCCCUGGGAAGAACACAUGAAAGAAUAGAUGCAAUGUAGCAAGUACAGAGCCUGGCCUGAGCUGGCACUCAGAGUGCUCUGGGUUUGCAGAGUGAAGGAACACAAUGCAAUGCAGCUGACACAGAGACUAGCACACAGAGUUCCCUGAGUUUGUAGCUCCAAGUAUCUGGAUCCCAGGCCUCCUGACUCCAGUUGGCCUCCUCUGUAGGGGUGGUUCAGUUGGAAACAAUUUCCUGGGAGGUACGCGGGUAGCAAACUCAGGGGGCAAUAGCCAUAGGAGAUUAAGGUUCUUCUGGCCUCCAGGGCUGUCUUCUCUCUGCCUCUGAGGAAGAGACUUCCUGUAAGGACUCCAUCUUGUUUGUGUGGCCCUGACCAAAGAGGUUUGGGGCACGUUCUCGCCUUCUUCGGAAGCCGUCCCUGAUCUUCCCCAAACGUCCAGCUCCAGACACCACAGAUUCUCUUCACAAGCAGCUUGUGAGGACAUUGGUGACAAGUCUCAGGCUUCAGGCCACACCAUGGGGCGCAAUAACCAACCUAAAUUCUUAAAAAGAAGAGCAAGAGGCUGGGGUAUUUACCGAAGGAGAUAUAGUAAUUGGUCUGAAGAAGUCAGUUCUGGCAUUCAUCCUUCAUCUCACCAGCAGCAAGAUGGAGAUCCUGAAACAAGUGAUGCUCCUGUGGACACAGCAGUAAGAUAUGCUCCCUAUGCCAUUCCACCCUGUCAUCGGAGAGGCACUUUUCAGAAACAAGGCCAAUCCCACAUUAACAUGAAGAGAGAGCAAAAGCCUCCAGAGAGGAAAAUGGAGGGGAACAAGCAGGAUGAGACCUCAGGGAGCUGGUUCAAGAUCAUGGUUCCAUUUGGCAUAAAAUAUGAUGAGAAGUGGCUGCUCAGUUUGAUUCAGAAGCAAUGCAGUGUCCCCUUCACCCCAGUCGAAUUUCACUAUGAGAAAAUGCAGGCCCAGUUCUUCGUUGAGAAUGCCAACAUUGCCUUUGCAUUGAAGAAUAUCAACGGCAAGAUUUGGGAUAAGAAUAAUGAAAGGGUGUGUGUCAAAGACAUGACCAGGAUAUCUAUCUUUGUCAGCCCCUCUGAUGCACCCUGCUCUGUGCAGAAGGAGCUGAAGUCAGAAAAGCUGACCAUGAACAAACGAUAUGAUGUCUCCCAGCAAUCUCUUGAAGUCCAGAGACUCCACUUUGACCCUGCCUUGGUGACCCUUGGUGUGGAAAUGGUCCCGAAUCCUAGAAAUGACACGGCUGCCUCCCUGCAGAUCCAUGAAGAGAGCAUGCUCAAGCUUUUUCCCUUGAACCUGAGCAACACGAAACCCUGCCAGCUGGCUGGCCUGUCCACCACUAUGCAGAAUGCCUCCAUCAUCAAGAACUUGAACCUCCCCAGCAACGAGGUGAAGGCUGCAGGGAAGUUGGACAAGGGCCAAGGGCUGGAGCCAGAAGAGAUGAGCGCAGACAGAAACUCCCUGUGCACCACCUUCCCAGAUAAGUCAACCAACAUAAGCUCCAUCCUGGAAUUGUUCCCCAAGUUGUUAAGCUUGGAUAGCCAGGAGUCACGCCCACCAACUAACUUUGGUAUUGAAGCCCACAAGAGGCUACCAACCUGCAAGGGAAGCUUCUUUGAAUCUGAUGCGCUGAAGAGUCUGGUUCUGCAAUUCCUGCGGCGAUAUUACCUGAUCUAUGACUCUGGAGACCGACAGGGUCUUCUCGGUGCUUACCUUGACGAGGCCUGUUUCUCCCUGAGCAUCCCUUUCAACCCCGAGGACCCAGCCCCAAGCAGCUUGUGCGAGUACGUCAAGGAUAACAGGAAUAUAAAGAAGCUCAAGGACCCCUACCUGCGGCUUCAGCUGUUGAAGAGUACAAAACAUGACAUCGUGCGCUCUCUCUGUGUGUUGCCCACAACUCAGCAUGACUUCAGCUCCUUCGUGGUGGACCAGUGGCUCCAGACAGAAAGGGUGCUGUGCUUCUCUGUCAACGGGGUGUUCAAGGAAGUGGUAGGAAAGUCUCAGAGUUCUGUUCGUGCCUUCACACGAACCUUCAUCAUUGUCCCUGUCAGCAAUUCCAGUCUGUGCAUCCUGAAUGACCAGCUGUUUGUGAGGGACGCCAACCCCAAGGAGACUCACAGUGGGCUCUUCAUCCCAGUUCCCACACCCGCCUCCAGCUCUGUGCCCACCCUCUCCCAGGAGCAACAGGAAAUGGUGCAGGCUUUCUCCACCCAGUCCGGCAUGAACCUGCAGUGGUCUCAGAAGUGCCUUCAUGAUAGCCACUGGGACUACACCAAAGCCGCACAGGUUCUCGCUCUGCUCAAGGCCCAGUGCAAGAUCCCAGAGGAGGCCCUCACACAGACUGAUCCAGGAUCCUGAGAGCACAGCCCUGACAAGAAGCCCUUGGGUUUUGUCAUCUUCAUCCUCAUCACUUUCGUUGUGUUUUUCCUUUACUAUGAGUAUAUCCCUGGGACUGAGUUGGGAGGUCUACUUAGGGCUGGGAAACCAAUGCUUAACUGUCACUUAUUCACCCAAAGGCCUAGUUGUUCUGUGUAUUUUCCCUCCCCAGGAUCCUUGAUUCCUCUGAUCAUAAAGAAUAAAGUUGCAUGUUGUGUAAA